Molecule: messenger RNA, 845 nt
Organism: Ogataea polymorpha
Lineage: Eukaryota; Fungi; Ascomycota; Pichiomycetes; Pichiales; Pichiaceae
Exons: 1
Coding region: 79-693 (204 amino acids)
Source: RefSeq, a predicted model, not a curated record
UUUUAAUCUAGCAAGAAUUAUAAGUCUAGGCCACGUACGACUCAACCAUUGCAAGGAAAUCACGAAUCUGCACGCGUUAUGAUGUACCCAUCAAUGCUGUCUCAUUACACAAUAAACUAUGCUGACCAUUCACAGAAGUCCAGUCCCCAGGCUAGCUUUCGAUCAUACAGCGCAUCUUCGACUCCAACGCGUCCAAAGAGAAGAAAUUCGGACUAUGAGGACAAUUUCAAAAAGGUCAAACAGAGCCCGACUACUCCUUCGAACAAGAUCCCAACUGAAAAAUUAACGUUGGAAAAUAUCAACCUCAACGAAUAUCCUAAAUUCCACCACCCGGAUGGGGGCUUUAUCCAGUUCACCCCAAUAGGAAACGUAAGGACCUGGAUGGGUGACGACAACAUCGUACGCAAAACAAUAGAGAAAAAUUCAUCUUUCGAUUUAAACAAGCUUAAUCAAGGAAUAGAUGGGUAUACCCUGUACCUUGGAGACAACAGAGAUUCAGGUAUACAAAUAGACAGUUCUCCGUCGAACGAGGUCGAAAAUUAUAUGCGAGUUGGUUAUAGUGGAACUGGCCCUUCUGGCAGUAGUACAACUGAGAAUACCGGGUACUACGAUGAUGGAGGGUCUUCAGCCAGCCGACUGCAAUACUUCUUUGACGACGACGACGAGUUUGACAGCGACGAGAACAUGGAAUAAAGUCUUACUCCAGCGACCCGACGACAUUACAUAAGCGAUUACCUUUCCAACCAUUUUUUCAGAUUCCAUGCUAGGCGGCCCGCGCGCAUACACCGAUGCCCUGUUUCGGCAGAAUGUAUAUUAGACAGCAGAGUGUGUAGUUUUCAACAGUG